UCGUGGUGUGACGGAAAAUCCAUCACUUCUCGAAGAUGACGGAGGAGAACGAAGGAAUUGUUGUGUUACAUCACGAUGAGAAUUAUUUGGUGAUAAACAAGCCCUACGAUAUGGUCGUGAACAGUAAUGAUCCCUCAAAGGUCACGCUCCAGACGCAAAUCAGGAGGUUAUUUCCUCAUUUGGCGAAUCCAGGCUUAAAACACGAGUUUUAUUUUGUUCAUCGACUAGACUAUGCUACGAGUGGGGUGAUUUGUGUUGCUCUCCGUCGAAAUUCGGCUCGAGCUGCCUCGAUUAGUUUUGAGAAGAGAGAUGCUAAAAAGUAUUAUUUAGCGUUGCUUCAUGGACAUGUGGAGGAGGAUUGUCUGGUCGUCCGCAAAGCAAUUGGUGAAGAUAUUCGAGAACUCCUGGGUAACAAGAGAAUGUGCACCAGUGACGAAAUCCACUGCCAAAACCCCCGAGACUGUUUCACUGCAAUACUAGUACUAGAAAAAGGCCUCAGAAACGGAAAACCUGCGACGAAAGUGUUGUUGCGUCCCGGGACUGGACGUAGACACCAGCUACGGGUCCACUGUUCUCACAUAGGGCACACCAUCGUCGGGGACUACACUUAUAGUAAUCGGCAGGACCACGAGCCCCAUCGAACAUUCCUCCACGCAUUUAGAUUGAUCCUGGAGAAUAAUCUUGGUCACUUGGAUAUCCAAACUCCAGACCCUUUUGACACUACAGACGAUAAAAAUAAGUGGACCCCUACGGAAGUUCUUAGGAGGAUCGACGAAGGCACCUUUUCAGCUAUUGAUAAACUGUUUACAUGA
Messenger RNA from Diachasmimorpha longicaudata, 812 nucleotides. Its product is annotated as RNA pseudouridylate synthase domain-containing protein 1-like. Gene Ontology annotation, biological process: enzyme-directed rRNA pseudouridine synthesis. Lineage: Eukaryota; Metazoa; Arthropoda; Insecta; Hymenoptera; Braconidae. The record is from RefSeq and is a predicted model, not a curated record. The transcript has 4 exons. Bases 36 to 812 code for a protein of 258 amino acids. Gene Ontology annotation, molecular function: RNA binding; pseudouridine synthase activity.